This is a messenger RNA of Manihot esculenta (cassava), 525 nucleotides long. Its product is annotated as protein IQ-DOMAIN 12-like. NCBI's taxonomy places the organism in Eukaryota, Viridiplantae, Streptophyta, Magnoliopsida, Malpighiales, Euphorbiaceae. The record is from RefSeq and is a predicted model, not a curated record. The transcript is spliced from 2 exons. The coding region runs from base 1 to 525 and encodes 174 amino acids.
AUGAAGUACUCAUUUUCACACCGGGAGAGGGGAAACACUCAUGUACUGGAAGAAUCAAUAGCCAAAAAUGAACCUGAUAGACAGAGACACUGGCUGGAAGAAUUGGCGAACAAAGAUGCAUUGGCUAGAGAACGGAUAGAGAAUCUGAAAGCCAGUGACAUAUUUGGUACAACACAAGUGAAAAUAAGUUCACGGAAACAAGAUAACAUAGAAGCAUUGAGUUCACCAGUGUCAUUUCCAAGAAGAUCAUUCUGUCGGACACAACGGAAUACUACAGGAGAUGACAGUUCUGCACUGAAUUCUCCUGUUUUCCCAACUUACAUGGCUGCAACAGAAUCUGCAAAGGCAAAGGCAAGGUCGAUGAGCACACCGAGGCAACGAAUAGGAAUUCAGGAUCAUUUUCUCAUUGACAGCUUAUCAUACAAAAGUGGACUUUCUAUUUGGUCUUCUUAUAACAGUGAAUGGUUUGGAAACAGUAGCGAAGCUGCUCAGCGCGUUCCUAUAAGCGUAAAUCGCCAUUAUUGA